UUUCUUCUAAAUCACAUUUUAGAUGAUAAUACUUUAAUUUGUUUUACUUGUAGAAAUGAUUUCAGAUAAAAAUAAGAAAUUAAGACAAAAGAAGCCAAAACCUUUGCUUUGGGAAUCAUUGACAAUUCAAUUCACAAAUCUUCAAGGACAGAGCGAACUUGAAAAGGAUUUACCAAAGAAAUGGGAAAAACAUGGAGAUUUGAUUUUGCUUCCUCAAAAUUGCUUUACAAAUCCGGAGUGGCACGAAAUAAAUAAACAAGCACUUUGGGAAGCUGUUGCAAAAUACUUUGGUGUUCAAAGAAUUGCCAAGAAAGAUAGAAUUUGCAGUGAUGGACAUAGAACACCUCAAGUAUCUUUAUUGAAAGGAGAAGAUCCCUGGGUUUGCCAUGUUGAUAAUAAGAUCAGAUAUUCAUAUGAUGUGACGAAAUGUAUGUUUUCAAUUGGAAACAUCACAGAAAAAAUGAGAAUGGCAAAGCUAGACUGCAAGGAUGAGACGAUAGUUGAUAUGUUUGCUGGUAUCGGUUACUUCACACUCCCUUUGUUAGUCCAUGGGAAAGCAAGAUAUGUACAUGCAUGUGAAUGGAAUGCAGACGCAAUACAAGCUCUCAGGAAAAAUCUGGUCGAUAAUAAAGUUGUGGAAAGAUGUGCUGUGUAUGAAGGAGACAAUAGAAAGGUUUGCCCGGAGAACGUAGCUGAUAGAGUUUUGAUGGGUCUUAUACCAACAGCUAUGGAAAGCAUUAGAGCUGCCUGCGGAGCUCUGAAGAUCGGUUCUGGAGGAAUACUACAUAUCCAUCAAAACGUGGAAUCAAAAAUAAAACAGAAUGAAUACGUUGCAAUGGAGAACAAUAUAUCAUGCAAUAAGUCUCAUGUGUUGACUGAAUGGAUAAUCUGGGCUAAAGAAACUGCCCAAAUAGUUAAAAAUACAAUGCUAGAGAUCUAUAAAGAAAAAAGUUUAAAAGCGAAUAUUGAAACCGAGAUUAUCCAUAUAGAGAAAGUGAAAUCUUAUGCUCCACAUAUCGACCAUUUAGUGUUAGAUUUGAAGGUUAUUACUUAUCGAUCUUGAUCGGUAAGUAUGUUGAUAGGUAAUUUGUCGGUCUGUCUGUUAGAUGCAUGUGAUAUCUCACGAAAGCGAGGUUGAAUCUGCUCCAAAUUUUGCAUGUGC
Styela clava is the source of this 1162-nucleotide messenger RNA. NCBI's taxonomy places the organism in Eukaryota, Metazoa, Chordata, Ascidiacea, Stolidobranchia, Styelidae. The record is from RefSeq and is a predicted model, not a curated record.